UCGCGAGCAAAAUUCCAACGAACAUGAUUCUUUCAUACAAUCCAAGUCGAAUGCAUUGAGCACACGUUUGAUAUAAUACUAGAUCUAUUGUUGGCGUGAUCGAUCUCUCAAGCAGCCAUCAUGGCGGACAUCAAGGAAUCCCCACGGGUGAUCAUUGUAGGAGGCAGCAUCGCCGGACUCGCGCUCGCGAACAUGCUGGAGCAGACCUGCGUCGAUUACAUCGUGUUGGAAAAGUACCAGAUCGCCCCGCAACUAGGGGCCAGCAUCGCAUUACUCCCCAAUGGCCUGCGUAUUCUCGAUCAGAUCGGUUGUUUGGAGGCACUUCAGAAGGAGGUCGGAAGUUCCGAUGUCUUCUGCCAGAUGCAGACGCGCGGUCCGGAUGGCAAACUAUUCAUGGAGGGUUCGCAAUUCGGGCAAGCGGUCGAGAAGAGGUUGGGGUAUCUUCCGAUCGCUCUCGAGCGUCGAAUGCUAAUUCAAGUGCUUUACGACAACCUCAAACUCAAAGAGAAAGUCCUCACGAACAAAGGCGUCGUACAAAUCAAACAAAUUCCGGGUCGUGUUGAGGUAAUCACCAAGGAGGGCGAAGUCUUCGAGGGCGAUAUCCUGGUUGGCGCAGAUGGGUUUCACAGUACGGUGCGCAAGGUGAUGUGGCACCAGGGAAAGCAGGAUCAUCCGGCGAGCUUUGCUAUCGAAUCGCAAUCUGCUUCCAUCGAAUACUCUUGCAUAUUUGGCAUGUCGGAAAUGAAGGAAGGGUUUCCUCGCAAUACUUCCGUCAACGGGCAGGGCUAUGGAUAUGCCCAUCUCGUCAUGGACGGUCCCGAUGACACGGUCUUUUGGUUUCUUUUCGCCCAGGACACAGAAAAGAGGCGCGGUCUUUGGGAAUCGAUUCCUCGAUACACGGAUGCUGAGAAGGAUGCAUUGGCCGCCAAACACGCGGAUGACAAGGUGACGGACACCCUGACCUUUGGUGAUCUUUAUAGGACGCAAAAAAUGUCAACGUUGCAGGCGGUCCCUGAAGCGGUAUUCGAACAAUGGCACAAUGGACGUGUCAUCACCAUUGGAGACGCAGCUCACAAGUUCAAUCCCAUCGGUGGCCAAGGUGGUAGCAACGCAAUCGAGGACGCAGCAGUACUAACGACUCAUCUUGUGAAUGCUGUGAAGGCGUGUGACGACCGACGGCUGACAAGUGAAGACAUAGACGCGGUCUUCAAGAAGACUCAGGCCGAGCGUAUGGCGCGUGUCCAGCAUUUCAAGAAUUACUCGCACACGAUACAGGCGAUCAACGGGCGGGCCACAGCAUUGUGGACGUUUAUUGGCUCACGCAUCAUCCCAGCGCUUGGUAUGGAUCUCGCAGCUGAUAUGCUCUGCGAAGGACUUCGACCAGCCGCGCGGGUUGGACCAUUGCGAAUCAAAACUCCGAAAACCGCAGAUCCGUGGACUGACGAGCUGCCAUCGAAGCCCUGGACGUCGUUGGUGCCCUUGAACAUUCUCUCAAUCUUGAUUUCUGUGGGUCUCACGAUUGUUGCAUUCGAGAAGAUCGCCGGGUCCGCCGCACCGAGCCAGGAUAUGUUUGAUCCCACACUGCAGUUUCUCGGCUCGCCUUUGAAGCUUAUCUACACCGGCGUCGCGGCGAUCGACGAAGUGCUGCGAGUCAUAGUCAUCGCUUUCUCCGAUGCCGUCAGCUGGCAAGAUGAGGGCCAUUCCCUGCAGUUCUUGUAUCUGCUUAUCUACCUUGUACCCAUUCUUGUCGUUUGGUACGUGGAGAGUUCGCGCAAGCACAGUAGCUGGACACUUAUUGCUGGACCCUCGGUAUAUGCGCUGCUCAUGAACCUCGCUGGAAUUGGCGUCAUCGGACCGGUAUAUCUUAUCGCAAACGCUCUGCGAGAUAACACGGCAAUAUGCCUCAGCGCUGAUAAACGUGCCGUUCCAUUGGCGAAAGCUAAGUGGAUCCUGCCCUCGAUCCUCAUCGGAUACGGCUUGCCUACACUCUUAAUAUUCAGUACCAGCUUGGGUCCCG
Dissoconium aciculare CBS 342.82 is the source of this 2017-nucleotide messenger RNA. Its product is annotated as FAD/NAD(P)-binding domain-containing protein. Lineage: Eukaryota; Fungi; Ascomycota; Dothideomycetes; Mycosphaerellales; Dissoconiaceae. The annotation marks the transcript as partial. The transcript has 5 exons. The record is from RefSeq and is a predicted model, not a curated record. Gene Ontology annotation, molecular function: FAD binding.